AUGUCACUACUUGGUGUGCUAAACAAUUAUAACAGAGGAAAUUACAAAUUAAAUCCAGUGGUCGUUCAAGAAGAAGACUAUAAUGUCUACUAUGGUGGUAUAAGUAAUGGUCUAUUAUGGCCAGCUAUGCAUAAUUUACCUGAAUACAUCGUGCAGGACUAUGAUUCACCGAAGGUUUGA
This is a messenger RNA of Strongylus vulgaris, 180 nucleotides long. The record is from the annotation of a GenBank genome assembly. Lineage: Eukaryota; Metazoa; Nematoda; Chromadorea; Rhabditida; Strongylidae.